AAAGCACUUUGCCAGCCAACCAGAGAGCAGUAGGGCGAAAAUGGCGAUGACUUCCAGUGCCUUCGAGAUCCUGCGCUCGACGCGCCAGUUGCCGGUGGUGGAGAAGGAGUUGGUCUUCGGCAAGCGCUCGACGGAUGCAGCAGCUGCGAGGUCCACGGCGGGCGCUGCAUGGGGUAAGAGUUCGCGUAAGUGGGUGGCUGCCUCGACCUCAUCCCGCGAGUUUGGCGACGCCAUGCCUCGCGAGCUGCGCACUCUAGUGGCCGCCUCCUUCGACGUGUUUACACGUACACAAAAGAAGACGCAGCUGGGCGCAUUCGGCGUCACGCGUGCCAGUCGCGAAUACCGCGAAGCUCUGAAGACGUGCAUCUUCGCUCUGGAAGACCGUCUGGAGGCAAACAAGGAUACGAACGUCAAUACCGAAGAAGAAGGAGAGUUCCUAGACCUACUGAAGGUGUCGCUAGCCAUCUGGCACCUGUGUGAGCUGCUGCUGCUCCGCGGUGGAGCUAGAGGAGCCGACAGAACACUCGCUUAUGAGCUUGCGUUGUGGCUACAGGAACAUUAUUGCAGCACGUUGCUGGAGAAGACAGAGGCUGAGAGUGAGAGGCUGAAGAAGCAACAGAAGCCUGAACAAGACCCAGCCUUCUGGAGCACGAUCCAGUCCCUGGUAAUGACGGGAGACGGCCCCAGUGCCUGGAGUAUAUUAGCCUCACAUUCGAGCUACAAGUCGCUGUUUUCUCGUGACACCAUGUCGCUCACUGGAGCGUCGACCAAAGCGGCGUUUCAAGCAGUGCAGAAUCUGCUGUUGACGAUGCCCGGAAGAGCUGGAAACUCGAAUAGAACCAUGGGACACGACGGACCAGCGGAGUGGAAGACCUGGAACGAUGCGUGUCAGUAUUUACUCAACACAGACGGAUAUAUCAAGGCAAACGCAGGGUUUACGACACUUCUGGAGACUAUGGCAGCCAAGGAAGACGUGCUGAAGAGCCAUGCUUCCACUUGGUACGAGCUGAUGAUGGCCAGACUGUUCUUGGACGAACCUAAGGCCAUCGCGCACCGCUUCGAGUUUCUGAUGGCCAACUGCUUCUGUGUUUACAACAAGGACGAGAAGAGUAUGGGCAAUUUUGAUUGCAUUAUCCUGGCUAUUAUGCAGUACGACAUUCAGAGUGCACUGCAGGACAUCAUUGCACUGGGCUUCUCGUGGAUGGCAGCGCAUCUGGCUGAUCUAUUGCAGAGAAGUAACGUGAUUUUGACCGACGAGUUUUUGCCCGAUGCGGACUGUACGUUACGAGAGCGUUUUUUGUUGCAAUAUGCGAUGGAAAUCGGUGCCAGUAGUGGCAUGUGGCAGUUUGCUGUGCGAUACUAUGAGUAUUGUCCUAAGUUCGGUGCGAUUGCGAUUCGAUCUGCGUUGGCACGUGAACCUUUGCCGACGGAUUACAAGAUGGAGCGUCUUCUGGCGUACUGUCAUGGCAAAAAAUUCCUGGCACAAACUCAGAAACACAUUACACUCCAGAGAGCACAAGAAUGCAAAGCGAAGAAGGCUUACGCGUCAGCGCUUCACUGGAUGCUGCGUGACAACCACCUGGACGACGUGGAUGCUCUAUGUGAUGGCAUUUUGCAGGAAUGCAACGACACUAAGUCGCUCACUCCUUUGCAUGAGGCCGUACAAUUUAUGGAGUCUCACUCGGAGUUGACACGUCCUCAGAAGUUGGCGUGGUUGGUGAAAUACCGUGAUUUCCAACUGGUACUGGAUGACCUGGAGUCUUUGCGGCAACAGCUGAAGACGGAUGAAAUCUUGAGAAACAAGGACAAGCGCAUGGCUCUUGAAAGUAAGGUUCGGUUCGUGUCCGUGGAAGCUGCUAAGCGUCUGGACUGGUUAUUCAGCUCGACGGAAGCCCCUAAGGUGCUGCGAUCUGAAGUUUUACGACAAGCUGAGCGUUUUCUCAAGGAAUCUCCGACCGUGUUUGCAUCGCGACACCUGUACUCGCUUAUGGCUUAUUUGCAGCAACUGGACCGUUCGUUUGACCGUCAAGCGUUUUACGACUCGGGCUCGAACAAACAACUGAAAGAACGCAUCGAAAGUUUGAUUUCUCGAAAUCUUGCAGAAGCAAUGCUGCAAGAAGCCACCGCCAGCGGAUGUGGUGUGGACCCUCCAAGCCGUCAAAUAACUGCUGCAUUGGUUGCUCAGCAGCCGUACUUGAUCGCCGACGCGUCAAUGGAAGAGUAAGCUAAGUCAGUCUGAGGACCGAUCUUGUUGGAAUGCUGGGAUAUUAGCUCGAUAUGCUUCCAGGUCGCGAACGAUAUCUUCGACUGCCUGCAAAACUGAUUGAGUUUGGCGGUGACGAAGCCUUCUGCCAGAAGUUCAUGUUCUGGUACUGAAUUGAAGUGAAAGAAGAUGGAUUCGACAUUAGAGAAAAUCAAAUAGCAAGAUCAGAAGCAUUUUCAAAGAAUCGUACGAGCUGUUUUCAUUACCAUCAACUUCUGUGGAUUGGCAAUGAGUGAGAUCAAAAUGGGAAAGUUGAUGGCAUUAGAGCUGAAUUGAGACGAAUGACGUGGUAAGCUACACUUACAGAAGUGAUGAGUGUGUUAUAUAUGAAUCUACAGACUGCUUCCUCCAAGAUAGUCAGCAAGAACAAUGGUGGCCAUCCCCUUCCAGUGGAUGCACAGGUUUCAGCGUUUCGUGCUGUUCUCUAGCUUAGAGUAUAGUUAGUGGCAUAGCACUUCCCGCAGGUUUCUGUGAUGCACAAUUGUUGCUGAUGUAAACUUUCAAUUGCAGUAUACUUGGCGUCAGGAUGGGGCAUUGGAGCACUC
Molecule: messenger RNA, 2808 nt
Organism: Phytophthora nicotianae INRA-310
Lineage: Eukaryota; Oomycota; Peronosporomycetes; Peronosporales; Peronosporaceae
Exons: 1
Coding region: 41-2224 (727 amino acids)
Biological process (GO): positive regulation of DNA-templated transcription; protein import into nucleus; mRNA export from nucleus
Cellular component (GO): nuclear pore outer ring
Molecular function (GO): structural constituent of nuclear pore
Source: RefSeq, a predicted model, not a curated record